AUGGAACACGGCAAUCCAAUAUCUUCCUCAUCAGCUGAACUCAGUCCUGCCACUGGUCGUGACAACAGUGACUCCUCAGAGGCGCUGUUAGUAGAAGGUCGUUAUAAUAGUCUAGAUGGUGUAGCAUCGUCAUCGUCAGCUUCCAUCAAAACCCCUGGUGUUUGCCACGAAGAAACGUUCAACAAUAAACCCGACAAAAAUUCCCUCGCCUCGACUUCCAAAGCGUGGACUUCCUGGGACCAGCCACCGGUUUCUUUACGCAUCUCAACACUUGACGAUUCGCACAUCAACCCGUCACCCCAACAACUGUUUGCGCUCUCAACUCGAAUACCAAGCGCUCGAUUUGAGAACCCAAAGGUUUUCUUCCACAGUGUUACAUUUGAAGAUUACGUACUUGCACAUGGGCGCUCUGACCAAGAUCUUGCUUCUCGUGAAGCGUACGACCGGUUAGGGAAUUGUUUGGAGGUCCAACUUUUAAAAACCAAGAUGGGACAUAGCUCCAGCAUAUACAAGGUUCUCCGAACUGCCACACCCACUUUUCUACAGAUGGUCUAUGCUGAUCCCAAGCUCUGGUCGGAGUCUCGAGAUCUCACAUCCAUUCCUUUGGGGCAAAUCGUCACCUCAACUCACCACGCGCUCUCACAUUUUGCACUAACAGACUCUCUAUCUGCAAUGGCGUUUGGGCUACCCCAACAAGUAGAAUACGAUACUAUUGAUUAUAUUCCUACGAGCUGCCCGGUGCCUUUUGAGUGGGGCCACAGCACACCCGCCAUAUUCCAGGUGUUGCUCGCUGAUAUCAAUGCGUGCCGCGACAAACAGCUUGGGGCCCGAACUUGGAAGGACCUCGAGCAACAACUCUUAGCCUGGGAAGCACAGUCAGACUACUAUAAUGCAUCUUGGGAAACUUGGAUGAUAAGCGCGUGGUUUGCGGUGCAAGAGAGCUGGAGACUCGCACUGUUGGUCUACUUGUAUAUGGCGGUGUGCGGUAGACCAUCAGAUGACGGAGAAGUUCAAGUAUGCACGCAACAAAUAUUUGAAGUAAUCAGCAUGGUGAAGCAACCAGUGUCUUCGAAAGUAAGCGUACCUUUAUUUGUUCAAUAUCUGAUGGCCGGGAUAUGUGCCCAGAGUGAGAGUCAAAGAACACUCGCACGGAAUCGAUUGUCUACUGUUUCAGAAACAAGACUCUGGUUGAUGCGUGGAAGGGAUUUUGUUCCAGUGCUCGAACAUUUGUGGCAGGGCGUGGCUGCCAAUGGUCAACCAGUUAGAUGGAGUGACUAUCUUGCUUCUCGUGAAGCCGUGCUUCCAGUCGCACCUUAG
Molecule: messenger RNA, 1317 nt
Organism: Rhizoctonia solani
Lineage: Eukaryota; Fungi; Basidiomycota; Agaricomycetes; Cantharellales; Ceratobasidiaceae
Product: Fungal specific transcription factor domain
Exons: 6
Coding region: 1-1317 (438 amino acids)
Biological process (GO): positive regulation of transcription by RNA polymerase II
Cellular component (GO): nucleus
Molecular function (GO): DNA-binding transcription factor activity; transcription cis-regulatory region binding
Source: RefSeq, a predicted model, not a curated record